Molecule: messenger RNA, 2179 nt
Organism: Salvelinus namaycush (lake trout)
Lineage: Eukaryota; Metazoa; Chordata; Actinopteri; Salmoniformes; Salmonidae
Product: piggyBac transposable element-derived protein 4-like
Exons: 4
Coding region: 178-2061 (627 amino acids)
Source: RefSeq, a predicted model, not a curated record
ACUGGAUAUCUGGGACCGGUUUCCCAAAGGCAUCUUAAGGCAUCCAAUGGUUCUAAUGAUGAACUUAGCCAUAAGGUGCUUUUGAGAAACAAGGCCCUGAUUAACUCUAGAUCAGUGUCUCUAAAUCUGGACAGUUGCUGCUCUGACGAAAUUGACCGGGAGAGUGACACAGAAGGAAUGGAUGAGGACUCUGUGAGUGACCACAGUUAUGAUUGCAGCGCGGAAGAAAUGUUUUUGGAAGGAAAAGAUCCACUUUUAGACCAUGGUAGAGACUCUGACUCUGAUGACCUCUGGGUGCCACUCCAAAGAGACCACAGUCCUCCAUCCCCUACUCAUUCAAACGUAGGAACUGGUUCCUCCAGUAUGAUCCCUGCUGCUGCUGCCUCUGGCUCCACACCCACCCCGGCCUGGCCAUCUAGAGGUGUGAAGAGGCCAGCCCAGAAGCGGAGGAGGGCCAGUGAACCAGCGACAACUUCCACCGAGGCAGAGGACCGCUGGCACACUGUGCUAGAAGAUGAUGUGGAGCCACUUCCACCAACAUUUAGACCGAAAAGGCAGCCAGGACCUCAGCUGGACAUGACUGCAAAUUACAGCCCCCUUCAUCUUUUCCAGAUGUUUUUCUCCUUGUCAGUUCUUGAUUCGCUGGUGUCUAACACCAACAAGUAUGGGGCUAAGAAACAAGGAGGCAAGAAAGAGGCAUGGAAGCCCAUUUCCAUCCAAGACCUGUACUGUUACAUCUCACUGGUCAUCUACAUGGGGCUGGUGAAGUUGAAAACCCUGGAGGACUACUGGAGAACGUCAACACUCUACCAACUGCCUUUCCCCUUCACUGUCAUGUCUUCUAAAAGGUUUCUGACUAUCUCACGGGCGCUUCAUAUCAGUGACCCACAAGUUGACGACGACAAUGACAAGAAGAGAGGCACAGCAAGCUUUGAUAGGCUCUGCAAAAUCAAACCUCUCUACCCCAGCAUGGUUGAGGCCUGCAAGACCCAUUUUCAGCCCAACCAGAACCUGUACAUAGAUGAGAGGAUGGUAGCCUCAAAGGCUGGAAUUGGCCGGAAACAUUAUAUGCGUAACAAGCCAACAAAAUGGGCUUACAAGCUGUUUGUUUUGGCCGAUCCUGUGUGUGCCUACAAUUGGAAUUGUUUUGUUUAUGAGGGGAAAUCCAUCUCAGCCACCGGUAAGGGACUUAGUUAUGAUUCCGUUAUGGAAUUAUUGGAUUUUCAACUGCUGGGGACGGGCUACAAACUGUUUGUGGACAACUUUUACACAAGCCCUACCCUGUUCACAGACCUGAGGAAGCUGAAUGUGUGGGCUUGUGGCACCAUUCGUACCAACAGAGUGGGUUUUCCCAAAACAAAAGUAAACGACAUGCCUAAGAGGGCUGAUAGGGGUACCAUGCGAUGGAUUCGUAAACAUGACCUGCUCUUUGUAAAGUGGAUGGAUACCAGAGAGGUGGUCAUGUGCUCCAGUAUCCACAAAUCCUUCAGUGGCAAUCACGUCGACAGGCGUGUGAAGGACGCUAAUGGGGCAUGGACCACAAAAAAUGUCCCCAUUCCUGCUGCUGUGAAGGAUUACAACAAGAGCAUGGGAGGUGUGGACCUGUCAGACGCUCUGAUAGGCUACAACAAUGUUCUCCACAAGACAAUGAAAUGGUACAGGACAUUGUUCUAUCACUUCAUUGACAUUGCUGUGGUGAAUGCAUUCGUCCUUCAUAAGGAAAUGGAUAAGAGCUAUGGACAGACCCCCAUGACACAGCUAGCCUUCAGAGAGCUGCUCAUCCAGGAGCUUGCUGACUACGGCACAAAGUCCACUGCAGCACCUUCUGUCCGCUCUACAUCUGUCCCCUCUACUCCUGUCGCCAGUGGUGUUCACCUGCCAAAAUACAUCACUGCAAACCUGAAUGUGCCUCUGGGUAAAAAGAGCACAGCAGGGAGGCGUCGUUGUGUUCUGUGUCACAAGAAAUCUCCCAUCACCUGCUCUACUUGUUCUGUUACCCUCUGCUUCACAGCAGAGAGAGACUGCUAUGGGACUUGGCAUCAGCAGCACAAUCUGGUGUAGAGGUGUUACCCUCUGCUUCACAGCAGAAAGAGACUGCUAUGGGACUUGGCAUCAGCAGCACAAUCUGGUGUAGAGGUGUUACCCUCUGCUUCACAGCAGAAAGAGACUGCUAUGGGAC